GCCAUGUUUCUGACGAGUAGCCGAGAUGAUUCUUAUGAAAACAGUCUUCUUCUUCUCCCUGGCCUUUAUUAACUGGCCCAGAUGAUUGUAUGACUAGCUCACUGUGGAAAGCUCGAACACGUCCUGCACGCUCUUUCUGUGGAAGGAGUCACUCUUGAAUCUCUUGAAGUUUAAGGACUUUCUCAGAAGUAAGCUUUUGUUGCCAGUGCAAAGAAAUUGGAGACGUGUGACCUCACCCUCUGGCUCGGAGGGGCUCUACCUCUAAUUGUUUAAUCCCCGAUGCAGCUUUGGGCACAUGAUGAAAUCCAGUCAUUGCCCCGAGAGGGAAUAAAUGAUUACCUCAGCAAGACGAAUCAACACAGACAAACCUGAAGUUCAAAUCUCCUUCAGCCUUGAUGAGUCCUCAGAGCUGACCGAUGCAGAGGAUCGAUUCCCAUCUUUCCCUGACCUUGAGCAACGCUUGCAGCCAGUGUUGCCAUGUCAGUCUCUAAAGGAGUCUGUCCAAGUCUACAGGGACCAUUGCAGAAUGGCGAAAGAGUUUCACCAGGUUAAAACAGAAAUCGCUCUGUUGGAAGACAGAAAAAGGGAGCUGAUAGCUGAACUGGCUGAGGAUGAGAGGGUCACACUGGAGAUCGCUAGACUGGAGGAAGAGUUCCGGCUUUUGACAGAGGAGAACCAUACCCUCGUCAGCAUGUACACGGAGCGAACUCAGCAACUUGCAACUCUACGCAUACUCAAUCAGAAGAGGCAGGGUUCCUCCUGACCCUUGGCCUUUUGUGCAAUGGUCAGUAUGAAUAUGUUUCAAGAUUUUCUCCCUUAUGAGCCGCAUAACACCGCAACAUUGGGGUCUGCUACAUUGUACAGUACAUUUAACGUUUAACAUCCCAUUAGCUGUUUUAACCCCAACAGCAGUUCAAAAUGGUGAACUUUAUACUAUGUGAGGUCAGUACAUUAGAAAGGGAGGAUUGCAUAUUAAGAAGAGUUUUCUUUGAGACAAUUACAUCAGGUUUCAAGCUGUAUCACUAACUAAGAGGGACAAUUGCUCUCUAGCACUUAUUGAUUGUAUAAUACAGAUCUUAGAAUUCUGAGCAACUGUUAAGAUGACUAAAGGGAUUUAAUUCGGAACCUGGAUGUACAGUUUAAAAUAACCAUUGAUAAAUAAUGGGUACAGUCAGCUGUGUCCUGUAAAGCAUAAUAAAAAAUAAAUUGUGCUGAGAUAAUACCAAUCUGAGCAAGUAAACACUUUCACACUAGUAAAAUUUAGACAACUGUUUAUAUAAUCUGCACUAGAAACCAGAGGAUUAUCCAUUCGGACUCCUAUAUGGGCUCGGGUUUGGGGUUUGUAUGUUGUGUAUACAGUUUAUGCAAAUAUACAUAAUUUUGACAUAAAUACAGAGCAACAGUUUGUUCUUUAAUUGUACUUUAUUAUAAUCAUAUGUAACCUAUAAAUUCCAAGCAUGCAAACAAAAUGAUAACCAUAAAUGAAUUCAGAAAAUGCAUAUGCACAUUAUAUUAUGAUUAUGGUCAAAUUAAUCACAUCUAUAAUCUUUCAUUAAUC
This is a messenger RNA of Tachysurus vachellii, 1558 nucleotides long. RefSeq names its product map3k7 C-terminal like (gene map3k7cl). The record is from RefSeq and is a predicted model, not a curated record. The coding region runs from base 332 to 763 and encodes 143 amino acids. Lineage: Eukaryota; Metazoa; Chordata; Actinopteri; Siluriformes; Bagridae. The transcript is spliced from 6 exons. Gene Ontology annotation, cellular component: nucleus; cytosol.